Molecule: messenger RNA, 6480 nt
Organism: Adineta steineri
Lineage: Eukaryota; Metazoa; Rotifera; Eurotatoria; Adinetida; Adinetidae
Source: the annotation of a GenBank genome assembly
AUGCAGAGUAAUCAAAUUUGUUCGUUAGAAAAAAUAAGACUUGCGCAAAUCAAACAACAAGCUAUAAAAUCAUCCGAAGAAAUAAGUGAAUAUUGUCAUGUAUUAAGAAAUCGCUUACAAAAUGGAAUUGUAUUAGGAUAUGAGUAUCUGACCGCUAAGCUUUACUAUGAUAUAGCAUUAGUAAACUAUGAAUAUUAUCGGCAUGGUCUUGUUCACGAUAAUUUAUUAUCAGUAAGGGAAUUUUUAAAGAAAUGUAUAGAUCAAUUUGAUCAGAACAAUCCCAGAACUAAUCAUAUCGAUAUCGUAAAAGAUGCGAAAUAUCUUCUCGAUUCAGUUUGUGAUCUUGAAAAUCAUGUAUCGAUUAAUAGGAAAUAUUAUUCGUUAAAAGGAAAACGAAAAGAACUUGAAGUAAACCUUCAAAAUCAAACAGAUUCGAAUACUUUAAUUGAAAUUUUAUGCGCACUAGUUGAAUGUAAUUUAGAAAUCGGUUGUAUCGAUCAAGUAGAGUAUUAUUUAGAGUUUUUACGCGGCUCAUCCGAAGAAAAUCUCAAAGAUAAGCUCGAUGAAUAUGAAUUACGGAAGUGUUUAAUUGUAAAUCUACGGCAAGUUAUAGAAUGUGAAGUUGCUUUGUCACAACCACAAGAAGAUGAUAUCGAAUAUUAUUCAGUGAAAAAAACAGAAAAAGUCGUAGAUUAUCAAUUAGAAGCUCAGAAAUGGAAAGAUAUGUGUAAAAAAUCAAAUACUCGAUCGAUUUUAUUUAUCUAUAGUCCAGAGAAAAACGAGCAUCAUUGGGAAACUUGGUUUUCGUUACCAGAUAGAAAAACGGAAGUUUUUCAAUUAGAAAUCGAUAAUAAAUCAUUCUUAAGUAAAUUUUUGAAUCAUAUCUAUUUGAAGAAAGUUAAUAAUCAAGUUUUAAGUGAAGUAUUGGAGAUGUCCGCCGUUGAUAAAGACAAUGCUUUUAAUUUGAAAUGCAAGACAACGAAAAUACUUCGUUUUUGUCAAUUAUUAAAAGAUGCGUAUAGUUUUAUUGGAAAUUAUCCACUGGAGCAACGAUAUGAACAAGCCUUCUCUUAUUUCUCCAAAGAACAAAUUAAACGUCGAAAUCAAAUUACUUCUUCGUUCGAAAUAGACAACAAUUUAGCGAAAAAAUCUGAUAAACAUAUAUGUAAUCAAUUUCCUUUGAGUUUAUUUCCAAUUUCGUCGGAAAACAUCGUUAAGAAUUUAAAUGAUCAAAUUGAUGAAGAGGAAUUUUUUUCUAACAUUCUUCCAUAUCUUGAUCAAAUUAAAGAUUUAAAACGUUCGUUUAAUUGUGUUCACACAAUCGAUUGGCGUUUUUGUUCGAUACAAACAGAUAAGAAUGAGUGCGUAAAAAAGUGGCAGAAAGAAAAUGUUCAGUUUGAAAAAGAAAAUCCUUUUGAGAAAAGAUAUCUUCUUAUAUUAGUUCAAUGUAGUUAUCAUUUUAUACCGAAGUUUAUGCGGAAUUCCGAUCGUUGGUAUUUGUAUAAAGAAACCGCUUCUGGUCGAAUCUACGAAGGUUUUGUUGAUGAAAAACAAGAAUUGAAGAAUAUAGAUUUAUACUUAAGAGAUAUUUCACCAGAAGAUAUCGAACAAAAAGAAAAAACAAAAAAAUUUCUAUUUAAAGAAGAUCAAAUACUGAAAUAUUUAUCGAAAAUAUUUCGAAACGAUGAAGAACUUUUAUCCACAAAGUCUUUUUCUUCGCAAUAUCAUUUCAUCAAACCCCAAUGCUUAUCGAAAAGAGAAAUUGUAAUCUAUGAUUUACGAAAAGCGAAACAUGCUCACAAUUUUAAAGAACAGAUCAUACGUAAUCUCGAUCGAAAUUUUAUUUGUAUAGGAAAACUAUCCAACAAACAUUAUAUCACAUUAGUUGUCGAAAGUAGACGAGAAUAUAAAUUUGAUUUUCAUUUACGAUACAUCUAUGUAAUAGAUUCGACUUAUGAAAAGAUAAAUGAAAAAUUCUUAGAAUGGUUUACAGGUGUUAAAGAUCAAUGUGUUUAUGAAGUUCGUUUUAUUGAAUGUCCAAAGCAAAGGUUUAUGUCAGAAAAUAGUUUAUUACAUGCCUAUUUCAAUGCUACGGCUUGUCAAUGGGCGGCAAAUGGGAAUUAUUGGACAUUUUUGAAGAGAAAUUUUUCUAAACAAGAAUUUUCAAAUAAAAAUAAUAUCGAGAAAAUUAAAUUAUGGUACAUUGGAAAUAGUGAGAAAUUAUCGAUUUCAGAAUAUAUAGAAGAUAAUUUUCUCGAUGAACAAACUCGUGAAAUAAUUGAAAAAUUCAAAAGUUUACUCUAUAAAAUCUUUUCUUCUGUUUUACAAGGUCAGGAAAUGAAAACUCGUAUUGAAGAGAUAUCGAAAGAAUUUACUACUAUUAAAAGAUUUGAUGAAAUAUUAGAAAAGAUAAGUGAUUUAAAUAAAGGAGUAGUUUCUAAUGAUGAACUGAAAGAAUGUAUUAACACGCUUGAAAAUCUUGAAAAUACGACUGAAGAUCCGAGAAAAAAGGAAUACUUAGAAAUUAAUUCAAUAGUUGAUAUUAUGUUUGAAAUUCUUAAGAAAUGUUCGUUUGAUCUAUUAUCUUUACAAGAGAAACUUCUUCAAAAUUUCGAGUAUUUCGAAGACAAACUUCAUCAUAAUAUCUUAUUAACGAUCGUAGAUAAAAAUUACGAUUAUACAAAACGAAUAAAACAGAUGAUAAAGUCUAAUGAUGCGAAUUCAACAAGUUAUGAAAAUUUUCUAAAUUCUCUUGGAGAUUAUCUUGAAACUCGAAAAAGUUUUAUUCCUGCACAUGAAUUCCUUUUAGAAUGCAGAUAUCUAACAAAUGAAUUACAAAAAUGUAAAAUUGAAAAUAUUGUAGUGACAAAUCAAUGUGCUAAGCAAAGUUUAGAUACAAUUCAAUGUUUCAUUGAACGAUUUAUUCAAAUAGAAGAAUCGUUUGAAUCAUUUCAAUGUAUAUUUAAACGUCUUUUACCGUUUAAUUAUGAGUUAUUGGAAUUAUCAGCUAUUAAUGAGAGAUUAAGAAUUGAUAUUUAUCAACAAAUUUCUAAUUUUGAUGAUAUUGAAAAAUGUAUCGAGAAUCUAUUUGAAGAUGAUAAACAGAGUGUAAAAAAUAUAUUUAGCUCAUUCCGUAAUUCGAUUCCAAUGAACGAUGAGAGAACUGCGUAUUACGUAGGAACACAUCUGAGACAAAUAAUGAUGGAAGAAGUAGAUUGUUAUAUGAAUAGUUUAGUUUCAUUUCGAUAUAAAUCAUUAAAUUCAAUGGAAGUUUUCGAACAAAAUCUUCAUCACUAUUUACUUAAUUCUAUUAAAGAUAUUGUGGUAAAUCAAAAACCUAGUAACCAUUUACUGAGUAGUGCUUCAUCUAUUUUAAAUUCAGUGAAUCUAGAAGAUGUCGAUUAUGAUCAGAAAAUUUCUUUUUAUAUACAAAUAAUUAAAAUUUUUCGUUGUUCUCCGAAUACGAUACCAUCUGAAGUUAUUGAUAAUCUUUUAUUACAAUUGAAUAACAAAAGUCAUAGUCAUUUUGUUUAUUUACAACAGAAACUUGAUGAUUUAACAAAGAUGUUAAAACGAUUCGCAAAAGUAGCAAAGAUUUUACCAGAAUUUAGUAGAUUAUUUCUGCAAUGUCUUAACGAAAAAUAUGAUCAUUUACCUGAACAAGAAGUAUUUUCUGUGGAUGGUAAAAUUCAUAAAGAAAUUCUUGAUCGACUUCAAUCAAAUAAAACUUUUGAUGAUAUAAAGAGCAUUGUCAGUAUGUUUAAUAAGAAUGAAUUGAAUAAUAUAGUAGAAGAAUGCGAAUGUUUUCUUAGAGAUGCAGAUGAGAAAGGUAGUGCUGAAAUUAGUGGAUGUCUACGACAAUGUAUUAUCAAUAUAGUAGAAAACUUCAUAUCGAAUUUAUUAACUUAUCGUUAUGACGCAUUAGUAGCUUUUAAUAAUUUUGAGAAAAAACUCUAUGAAUUACUAACGACAUAUGAUGCUAUAGAAAGUCAAGGAAUGAGAAAUCUAAUAAUUGAGACGUUACGUAGCUUGAAUGAUUCAAAUUAUUAUUAUGAUAAGAAUUUUCUUACGUAUAGAACUCUAGUUGAAAGUUUACAAAAACAAAAUUGUGAAUGUGCUCGAAUAAUAAAACCUGUUUUUGAAGAGACAAAUCAUACUCUUAAGCCUAUUUUUAAAGAAAAAGUAAAUAAUUUAAAGAAAAUUUUAAAUGGAUAUGUUAAUUGGUAUGAAAUCGAGAGUUUCAAGCAAAAUGAAUACGUUAUUUUUCAAAUAAAAACAACAUCUGGUGUUUUAAGUCAAAUUUUGAAAAAUAUUAAAGAUAAACAUCCCGAUUGUUUUUCUUCAAAUAAUGAAAUACGAAUUAUUAACUGCGAUAAACUCUACAUUGACGUUCAUCUAUCUAGUCGAGAAUAUUCAGGAGUAAAUAUUGUUAUUAUUAGUCCAUGUCAAGAAUUAGUUAAGAAUAUAACGACAUUAGAAAUGUAUACUGAUGGUGAAAAUGCGAAAGAUGUUUGGAAAGAUAAACCCGCUAAAAAUAGUAUUGGAACAGAUGCAAAUAGAAAUGGAAAUAAAGGAGAAGAUGGAUCGGAUGGAAAAAAUGGGAAAAGUGCUGGGAAUAUUUAUGUUGUCGCCAAUUAUUUACCUUCAAUCGAAGUAUCAGUUCGUGGUGGACAAGAAGGAAGCGGACAAGAUGGUGGAAAUGGAACAUCAGGUUUAGAUGGUAUUGAUGGAAAACAUGCUGACAAAGACGCUUUGAAGAAAGGUUUAGAACAAUCAUGGGCAUUGCUCGGUUGGGGUUGGUCACAUCGUCAUCGACGUCUCGGCACUGAUGGUCGACCUGGUAGCAGUGGAGGCGAUGCUGGCUCAGGUGGUUUUGCUGGUGAACAUGGUAAUUCUGGAGCAGUAAAAAUUGUUGCACUGAAAGGCAAUUGUCCAGACGUUCAACAUCGUGCUGUUUUCGAAAACUCAACAAGUCAAAAUGGUAAAACGGGAAAACCUGGUGAAGCUGGAAAGCAUGGUAAAGAUGGACUUGAUUAUGUAGGUAUAAGUAAUUGGAUAAAUCCUGGCCGAGCGUUACUUUCAAGUCGAGGAAUAGAUAAUUUAAAAGGUGGUCGUCUUCCUCACGAUGACAGACAUGAUGCUUUCGAAAGCCAGAUUUGGCAGGAUUAUUCUAUGCUACCCAUGGUAUACAAUGAAACUGAUGAUAGAUUUAAAGGCAAUUAUCCCGAUAAAACAGCUCACAGAGGUUCUGAAAAACUCAAUCGACAUAAAAAUCAAGAAGUUGUUCAUCAAAUUCAUGGGAUAAAUCAUCAUGAUGUUUUCGAGCAAUCAUCGAAAUUUUUCGAACCAUUUAUAAAUCCUAAAAAAGUAGCAUCUUAUCAACAUUGGUUAGCUUCAAGUUUAAAAGAAUUUAUAGAAAAAAUGGCUGAAUUAGAAGAAAUUCCUUCGUAUACAGUACAAACUUUACCUGAUAUUGAACAUGAUGCGAAACAAUUGUUGAUUCUAAAAGAAAAUUUUCUUCAAAUUCUAAGUAAAGAAAAUGAAAAACUUCAACGAGAAAAACUCGAUACCAAUCAAAUGAAUAUUGGAAUUAUUCUAUUAGCACAACAUAUCUUCACUCAAUAUAGUGAUUAUCAGAAACAAUAUCAAGCUGUUUAUCAACAAUUACAAAAUGAAAUGGAAAAAGUCAAUAUCAGUCAAUUAGCAACAGGUUUAGAAAUUCGAAGUAUCGAAAUAGCAAGUUUAAAAAGUACAAUCAAUCGAAUUAUAAACGAACAACGAUUUCAUCAACGUUUUGCUACUACACAACGACGUGCAGAAAUAUUAAUAGAAACACCAAAAGAAGAUCUUUCGAAGACAAUUCUAUCCCGACAGAAUAUUGAAAUUUUAAAGGAAGAUUUGGAUCAACAAAAAUGGAAACGAUUUCAAACGAACAUCUAUUAUAAAAAGAUUGAGUUUAGAAAUAAAUUUAAUGAAGAACCUAAUGAAGAAAAUCUUUUUCGACUUGGACAUGAUUUUCUCGAGAAAUUAAUCGAUACAUGUAGUAAACCGGAAGAGAUUGAUUUAGAAAAAAUUUCGAAUUUUACUUACGAUUAUCUUUAUAAUUUACAGCAAUCGAAUUAUAGUUUAGUCGCUUUAGAAUAUCUUCGAAAUCAACAAGAAAAAAUAGAUGAUUUAAUAAUGAAAACAUCAUGGCCGGAAAAUAGUCAUGUAUUGGACUUGUUAAUCGAUUUUUUCAAAGGUUUUAAUAGAGAAUUUUCAAGACAAUAUUGGCUAGUUUGGAUAGGAAAAACAUUGAAAUGUAUUGAAAAAUCUUCUGAAGAUGAUCGAGUAAGAAAAGGCAAAAGAAAUCUAAUUGAUCUUCUACAAAUUCUUCGAAUAGCAGACGAUAUUCAAAUAAAACAACUUAAUUUUAAUCUAAAAUCAUCAUUUUUAUUAAAAGAAUUUUUUGCGUAUGAUUUUGAUCCGACUUUAUUGUAA